Cloeon dipterum is the source of this 1756-nucleotide messenger RNA. RefSeq names its product protein ILRUN. The coding region runs from base 173 to 889 and encodes 238 amino acids. The transcript has 5 exons. The record is from RefSeq and is a predicted model, not a curated record. NCBI's taxonomy places the organism in Eukaryota, Metazoa, Arthropoda, Insecta, Ephemeroptera, Baetidae. Gene Ontology annotation, molecular function: protein binding.
UGAGGAGUGUAAAAGUACUGGUUUGCACAUUCCCAUUCAGUCGCACUUUCGUUGCUAGUUGACUUUUUAAAGUUUGUGUUGGUCCGAUAAGGCUGCUUUGUUGUUGACUCGAAAUAAUAGAGUUAGCAGCGAGGGAAAUUCUUAUCAAGGGUAAGCAGACGAGAAAUUGGCAAUGGAGGUGGACGGAGAUGUGGACCAGGACUUGCUGCAGCAGUUCAGCUGCAUGGGCACCACGGAUAAGGACAUCCUGAUUUCGCAGCUGCAGAAGCUGGUGGGCAACCUGAGCCAGACGGCCGCGGCCUUCUUCCUCGACAUGAACAACUGGAAUCUGCAGGCUGCCAUCGGCUCAUAUUUCGACUACGAGGCAGCCAACAACCUGCCGUCCAUGUUUUUGGUCAAAGACGCGACAAUAGGCGAUGGCGAAAGCGUUCCGCCGUGCACAAGAUUCACCAAGACGUGGAGGCUACGCAACAACGGAGACAUGACCUGGCCCGAGGGCUGCUUCCUGAGACAAACCUUUGGCGAGGCGUGGGGCGACGUCAGCGAGAAGCUGAUGCUGCCCGCCCUGACGCCAGGGGAGGAAACCGCCAUCAGCGUCGAACUGGUCAGCCCACACACCUGCAACACCUACCACAGUAACUGGAGGGCCUGCACCCCCAACGGAUCGUUCUUCGGAGACACGAUAUGGGUGGUGAUCACGGUUGCCGAUGGAGGAACGCUCGCCCUGACGCAGCAAAUGACCCACUUCUCUGACCUAGGCGCGCCAGCACCGAGGGUCGAGGCGCCCAACCCCUUCUCCCCCCUGCACUCCAGCCAGCCUAGUCAACCUCUCUUUCAAGACUCGGUGCCUCCGCAGGACCCAGGCGACAGCCCGCACCGAAUGUGCUAACCUGCAAGGCUGAUGCAGAGUGCGUGAGUGAGGGUGUAUGAUUGGAACGUGAAUGCAUUUUGGAAUAUAUUUACAAAUAUAGAGCUGGUGUAGUCGAUGAAAUUGUGGAGAGUUGUACAAAUCAGCCUGCAAAGUGAUAUGAUUAAUUUAGAGCGUAGCUUGGUAGGUUGAGAAGGCUAGCAAUAUUUCAAUUGUGUCACAAAUUGUUAAAAACUUUGGAUUUCAUCAAGUCCAAGCACCUCCAAAGCAAUCAAGUUUUGCAUAAACGCCUCUUUCCAUUGCAUUUUUAACUCCCCGGUGAAGUCUAAUUUGACCCCAAUUUUGUCUAUUGGUUUGAUGCUUUUUCAACUCGCCUCUAUCGUUUAAAUGUUCGUUUUGCGUUAUUCCAUUUUUUGCUUGACCCGCAGGAAAGAUUGUUAUAAUUCGGUGAACAGGUGAUGAUUAAAAAUUAUAACCAAAUUCGGGUUUGGAAUAUUCGUAAUAUACUUAUGUAACUCUUACUGCUUGAAUGGGGUCCAUGAAAUUGAUUCACACUCACUUUGAGAACCAAUCGACCUAGCUGUGCUAAAGCACUGCUGAAUUGCUGAUCCCUCCAAUUUAUAAACCCCAUUUUAGGCUCACCGAUCUCAGCGAUAUUUCACGAUAAUCCUUCAAAAUGUUUACUUAAUCCGAGUCGACCUAAUCAUGGGAUUGAUUAUACUUUAAACCAAAUUUGUACAGAAAUUAUAUCUUGCUUUAUUUCUACUCAAUAUAUGCCUUCUAGAAAAUAUUGUUUCCAUAUUUCGUAUCGAUAUGGGUUGUAAAAGCUCAACCGAUGAAGUUAAUACUUAUCAACUUUAAAUACAAUCAUAAUGUAGUGCAGAUCCA